This is a messenger RNA of Cetraspora pellucida, 130 nucleotides long. The record is from the annotation of a GenBank genome assembly. NCBI's taxonomy places the organism in Eukaryota, Fungi, Glomeromycota, Glomeromycetes, Diversisporales, Gigasporaceae.
AUGGGUUUGAACAUUAUGAAACUAGUAAUAAUGUUUAUAGUAACGAAGAAGUUUUUGAAGAAUCUAAUUCCGUAGUUCAACAAAAUCAAGCACCCUUUGUGACAUUUGAUGAGAAUCAAGAAUAUAACGA